CCGUUCGCGUGGUUAUUCGCGAGAUCGCUCGCAAGGCCGCUCUCGAGAUCACUCGUGCGAUCGAGCGCAAUACCGCUCUCGGAAUUACUCGCGCGAUCGAGCGCGUAGCCGCUCGCGGGAUUGCUCGCAAAAUUGCUCCCGGAACCGUUCGCGAAACCAUUCGCGAGAUGGCUCGCGGAAUCGCUCGCGAACAGUUUCGCGAGAUCGCACUCGCCGUCGGCGACAUUCGUCGAGCGGUUCCGACUCGGAGAAUUUGCGGGACACGGUCAGGCGACUCAAGCAAGAGCUAAGAAACGUGACGUAUCGGCCCGUAAACGAUGAAUUUGUGAUUCCAAAAUUCGAUCCAUUGCGAGACAACGCAGAUGUCGAGCAGUGGGUGCGACAAGUGGACCGACUUGCCCACCGAUACCGAUGGACAGACGACAAUAUCUUACUGGUCGUCGCGCGGAAUCUGAAGGGUCAUGCACGUCGUGUGUACGACGAAGAAAUGGCCAACGACCAUACCUGGGGAUCGCUGAAAUCGGUGCUGAAACGGCGGUUCAAGAAACCGUUGUCGUUUGCUCGGUUGCUGCUGGAAGCCGCAACAUACACGGCGAGCCCCGGACAACGAUCGGGCGAUUACUGCUUCGAAAAACUAUCAAAGUUGCGAGCAUUGAAACUGAGAAUUCCAGACAGCUGCCUGGAGGAUGCGGUUAUUGGCGGGAUAGCGGACGAAAAUAUUGCCCGGACUAUUCGGUCGAAAAAAUACAACGACAUCGACGAGCUGUAUGCAGCUAUGCACGAGAUGGGGUCGAUGCCGCGAGCGACAGAACCGAAAAUUAUUCCACGGCCGGUGGCAUAUCAGCGUGGGCCUAUGAACAAGACCGUGCCGACGGCUUCUACGUCGACGGCGAAGCUGACGUCAUCCACGCCGGCGGAGGCUACCCAACGGCCAUCAAUUGUCUGCUUUAAUUGCGGGACGGUUGGUCACAUUUCGGUAAAGUCUCCUAAAACAGCGGUCAUCUGUAAAUCCUGCGACAAAAAGGGACACCUGGAUCGAUUUUGUUCCCGACCCAAACGCGUGAAUGCGACUCAGGAAAUUCGAGACAGCUCGCCUAAACAUUGGCGCAUGGACGACAGGGGGUGAUGCUGCGACGCCAGGCCCCGUCAUAAAUAACGUCGAAGGCCCUUCAAGAGCCUUCAUUUGACGGGGCUACGCAGAGACUUUCCCAGGCCAGGAAAGUCACUUCUUGGCCAGCUAUCGUCGU
Messenger RNA from Hylaeus anthracinus, 1247 nucleotides. RefSeq lists its product as uncharacterized. Gene Ontology annotation, molecular function: nucleic acid binding; zinc ion binding. Lineage: Eukaryota; Metazoa; Arthropoda; Insecta; Hymenoptera; Colletidae. The coding region runs from base 488 to 1126 and encodes 212 amino acids. The record is from RefSeq and is a predicted model, not a curated record. The transcript is spliced from 2 exons.